This is a messenger RNA of Pecten maximus, 1082 nucleotides long. RefSeq names its product hemicentin-2-like. The transcript is spliced from 6 exons. Lineage: Eukaryota; Metazoa; Mollusca; Bivalvia; Pectinida; Pectinidae. The record is from RefSeq and is a predicted model, not a curated record. The coding region runs from base 1 to 963 and encodes 320 amino acids. Gene Ontology annotation, molecular function: cell adhesion molecule binding. Gene Ontology annotation, cellular component: cell-cell junction. Gene Ontology annotation, biological process: cell-cell adhesion.
AUGAGAAUUUCACGUCACCGUAUUGAGUCGUCACUGAAGCAUUUUAAUGCUGACAGUUCGGAGUCGCAAAAAUGGCAAUACUCUGACAUUCUCCAAGCUAACGCUGGUGUUAAUCAGGAACCCUCAUGCCCGAUGCAACGUCCUGGACAAACGGUUAACCAACAGCCCCCUUCACAAUCAGUUGAUGCUGGUUCUGACAUUCGAUUGAUCCCCGAGGAUACCCACUACAUCUACAAAGAGGGUACUGCCAUACCGGAUAUCCGGUGUGUGGCUGACUGUAACCCUACCUGUGAGAUGUCGUGGUACCAUGAUAGAACUGGACACAUCACAACGGGGAGUAACCUGUCCUUGAUGGAAAUGGAGAGGUCAAAGGACGGGAACUACACGUGUAAAGCCACAAACAGUCGAGGGACUCGGACUUUAAAUUUGGCUGUAGUUUCUCUCUUCCCUCCAGAAGGUGUCCAGAAUGGCCUCCCGAACCCCUCCUAUAUGUUAUACUCGGGCGACAGGUUGUAUAGCAGUAUCACCAUUGACGCGUCACCUUCACCACAUGUCUACCAUCUGUAUAAGGGGGAUGACAAUGCUCAGCAUAAUGAAACCGGCAUAGCAAUGCAGAGGACGAGGCGUGCCAAUUAUAGGGCCGAAUAUUCCUACAGCAUCAGCAACAUCACCUUCUCCGACGCGGGACACUACCUUUUGAAUGUGUCAAACUCACAGGGAACCUUCAUUUUCAGGUUUUCGGUCAACAUUUUAGACUACGAUAGUCACACAGAAAAGUACAAUAUAGCAGCCAUCUCUACCCUGGGAACACUUGCCGCAGUUUGCCUGACGACAAUCAUCGUCUUGUCACUCUGCCUGUUCAGAAAAAGAUCUACAGAGCAGGUCGAUCAAGUGACAGAAAAUACUUACGAAAACAUUAACCCCGCCGAAAGAGAAGAUCCGCCAAUAUACGAAAUGAUGUAAAUCAUGCGACGUCACUGUUAGGAAAUAACAUCUGAAGCCAUAGUAUUUGAUGAGGACUUUACAACACUGUUAGUCCCGAAACCCAAACAUACAAAAAAAGGUUUCUGGGGUCCAUUUAU